This is a messenger RNA of Cryptococcus wingfieldii CBS 7118, 948 nucleotides long. RefSeq lists its product as hypothetical. Bases 1 to 948 code for a protein of 315 amino acids. The transcript has 4 exons. Gene Ontology annotation, biological process: peroxisome fission. Lineage: Eukaryota; Fungi; Basidiomycota; Tremellomycetes; Tremellales; Cryptococcaceae. The record is from RefSeq and is a predicted model, not a curated record. Gene Ontology annotation, cellular component: peroxisomal membrane.
AUGUCUGCCUCAAAACCCUCCCGGUCCAUCCUGAACGACCCCAAACACCUCCUCGCCCGCCUGACCCGCUUGGAAUCCACAAUCCCGGGUCUCGACGCGACCCUCAUGCUCGCCCAGUAUUCGUCCCCGCUCAUCAUCGCCCUUCUCCUCAAACUCGCUUCCAUCCGCGCGCGUCACCCCAAGGUCAAGCUCUCACAAGCAGCCGGGCAGGGGGUUUUGAAGGUGGAUGGCGGGUAUGGGCUUGUGCAGCUUGCAGAGGGAUGGGGCAGGGCAGGAGGGAGUAUUGGGGAUGCAAGAGUCAUCAUGCGAGCUUUCGGCAUGCUUCCAGUGCUUCAAAGCCUCCUCGCCCUCCACCCCAAACCCCUCACCUCGCUCCUCACCCUCCUCUCCCCCGACGGCCUCGCCAAAGCACUCCAAAGCCCUAAAGCCAUCUCCACCCUCCAAUGUCUGGCUAUCCUCGCCUAUUACCCGUUGGAACAUGUCUCGUGGCUUGCGACUAAGGGUAUUAUUUCGAUGAGCCCGCAGAAGGUUGGGAAGGCUACGCUUUGGAGUGUCCGAUUUUGGGCGCUGUAUGUGGCUUUGAAAGUAUACGAACUCCAAAAAACAUACCUCGCCCUCUCCUCCCGCACCCGCGCCCUGCAACACUCCAAACCCGACGUAUCUCCCACAGAAGCCGAAGGCUUUAAAGUCCAAGACGAAAAGACCGGCCCGAAGGAUAUCCAAGGCAAAGUGGAAGAAAAAGUAUCGCAAGCAAAGGUUUUGGGCAAGGAAUGGCUCACUUGGAGGAACGCUACCAUCUCCAACGCCGGCUACGCCCCCCUCACAAUCCACUGGUCAACCCCAGGCGGUAUAUGGGGGAGCCCGCUCAUCACCGGUACUAUGGGGUCUGUCGCUGCUGUUGGAUCACUUUUGGCUGAGUGGCACAAGGGCGACAUCGAGUACGAGUAG